This is a messenger RNA of Leopardus geoffroyi (Geoffroy's cat), 663 nucleotides long. RefSeq names its product claudin-22-like. The transcript has a single exon. Gene Ontology annotation, molecular function: structural molecule activity. NCBI's taxonomy places the organism in Eukaryota, Metazoa, Chordata, Mammalia, Carnivora, Felidae. The record is from RefSeq and is a predicted model, not a curated record. Gene Ontology annotation, cellular component: plasma membrane; bicellular tight junction. Bases 1 to 663 code for a protein of 220 amino acids. Gene Ontology annotation, biological process: cell adhesion; bicellular tight junction assembly.
AUGGCUUUAGUAGUUCGAAGCGUGGCGCAAUUAGCUGGAAUUUCACUCUCUCUGCUGGGAUGGGUUUUGUCCUGUCUUACAAACUACCUGCCACAAUGGAAAAACCUCAAUCUGGACUUAAACGAGAUGGAGAACUGGACCAUGGGACUCUGGCAGGUCUGUGUCGUCCAAGAGGAAGGGGGGACGCAGUGCAAGGACUUUGAAUCCUUCCUGGCUUUGCCUGCCGAACUCAGGAUCUCCAGGAUCUUAAUGUUCCUGUCCAACGGGCUGGGGCUCCUGGGCCUGCUGGCCUCCGGGUUUGGCCUGGACUGCUCGAGGGUCGGAGAGACGCGGCCAGGCCUCAAGAAGGGACUGCUGAUCCUGGGAGGGACUGUGUUCUGGGCAGCAGGCGUCGCGACCCUGGUUCCGGUCUCCUGGGUCGCCCACAUGACCGUCCAGGAGUUCUGGGAUGAGACCAUGCCAGAGAUUGUGCCCAGGUGGGAGUUUGGGGAAGCCCUCUUUCUGGGCUGGUCUGCUGGGUUUUCCCUCCUCCUGGGAGGCUGCCUGCUGAACUGCGUGGCCUGCGUUACCCAGGCAGUUCCGGCUCCGGGCCCCUAUGCGGUGGUAGAAACACAGUGUCACCGUCAGCACCUGGAGAUGAAAAAAGCCCAUCUGAAGGUCUAA